CUUAGUGCUAGGGUGAUAGUGUACAGCUGUGAGAUCAACGACAAACACGCUAUUCCUGAGAAAGCUUCUCUUUUGGCCUCAGCCCUGGGCAGACCAAGUCUUCAUGCUGCUGUGGGUAUCACUGCUGAUCCUGGCUCCUGUCAGUGGACAGUUUGCAACUGAAGUAAAAUCUGUUAUUUCCCUCCAUCCUCCAUGGACCACUCUCUUCCAAGGAGAGACUGCAACACUGAUUUGCAAAGCACUUCAGUUCAAUGCAGCACAGAAAAUAAAAUGGUACCGUUGGUAUCUUCCUGGAGAAAUACAAACUGAGACAACACAAAACACCUAUGAGGUCCGUGAAUCUGGAGGAUACAAAUGCCAGGCCCAGGACUCACACUCAAGUGAUCGCGUGGACUUGAUCUUCUCUGCAGCCAAUCUGAUCCUGCAGGCUCCAUUUGAUGUGUUUGAAGAAGACUCCGUGGUUCUGAGAUGCCAAGCAAAGGCAAACAUAGUACUAACUAACAUGACAUUGUACAAGAAUGGGAAAAUCCUGGAAACCCUUAACAAAACUUCUGACUUCCAUAUUCAUCAAGCAAGUAUGAAGGACAAUGGUGAAUAUCACUGUAGUGGAGUUAAAGAUAAUCACUUGGUUUCUUCAAACAAAAUUAAAAUCAUAGUCCAAGAGCUGUUUCCAAGUCCCGUGCUGAGAGCCAGCUCCACCCAGCCCACUGAGAGGGACGCAGUGACCUUGACCUGUGAGACCCAGCUCUCUCAACAGAGGCCAGAAGGCCAGCUCCUGUUCCGCUUCGUCAAACAAUCAAACAACGUGGGGUCAGACUGGAAAAACUCCCCAGAAUUCCAGUUCUCUCCCAUACGGAAAGAAAACUCAGGGUCUUAUUGGUGUGAGGCACGGAGAGUGAAUUCCCGUGUCCAGAAACGGAGCCAGGAAUUACAGAUACAGGUACAAGAAAUUGUCCAAAUACACUACUACCCAGAGUUCGUGUUUGAAGGUCAGGAGCUGGUUCUCAUCUGCUCAGUAAAUGGAGCUACAAAGCCCAUCACAGUCUCCUGGUACAAAAAACAAGACAGACUGCAGAAGGAUAUAGAGCUUCAAACUUCCUCAAAAACAGAAUUCACGAUCCCUGUGGUGCAAAACAGCGAUGCUGGAGAGUAUUACUGUAUUGCCAGAAACAGUCGCUUUUCCAAACAGAGCAACUCAGUGAUCAUCAGUGUGAAAGUCCCUGUGUCUCAACCUGUCCUCACGCUUAGACCUCCUGGGACCUGGAAUCUUGUGACAGAUAAGAUGAGCCUUCAGUGUGAAGUUCAGAGAGGUUCUCUGCCCAUCUGGUACCAGUUUUUUCAUGAAGGUGUGUUGCUUGAGGAGAUAAAAUCCACUUCAGAGAGAAAAAUGUUCCAUAGAUUGUCUCCGACUGAAAAGCACUCUGGAAACUACUACUGCACAGCUAACAAUGGCCUUGGCCCUCAGUGGAGUAAGGUUAUGAUCCCUGUGUCUAAACCUGUCCUCACCUUCAGCUCUCCUGGGACCAGGACUUUGGGGGGAAUUAAGAUGAGCCUUCAGUGUGAAGUUCAGAGAGGUUCUCUGCCCAUCUGGUACCAGUUUUUUCGUGAAGGUGUUUUGCUCAAAAAGAGAGAAGCCAUUUCAUGGAGAACAGUGUCCUAUAGCUUCUCUGUGACUGGAGAGAAUUCUGGAAACUACUACUGCACAGCUGACAAUGGCUUUGGCCCUCAGAGGAGUGAGGCCAUGAGCCUCUCUGUCACUGUGCCCGUGUCUCAACCUGUCUUCAGCCUCAGCCCUCCUGGAACCCGGACUCUUGUGGGAAAUGAGGUGAGACUUCAGUGUGAAGUUCAGAGAGGGUCUUUGCCCAUCUGGUACCAGUUUUUUUUGGAAGAUGUGUUGCUCACAAGGACAGAAGCUACUUCAUGGAGAACAGUGUCCUAUAGCUUCUCUGUGACUGGAGAGAAUUCUGGAAACUACUACUGCACAGCUGACAAUGGCUUUGGCCCUCAGAGAAGUGAGAGCAUCAACCUCUCUGUCAUUGUGCCCGUGUCUCAACCUGUCUUCAGCCUCAGCCCUCGUGGAACCCAGACUCUUGUGGGAAAUGAGGUGAGACUUCAGUGUGAAGUUCAGAGAGGGUCUUUGCCCAUCUGGUACCAGUUUUUUUUGGAAGAUGUGUUGCUCACAAGGACAGAAGCUACUUCAUGGAGAACAGUGUCCUAUAGCUUCUCUGUGACUGGAGAGAAUUCUGGAAACUACUACUGCACAGCUGACAAUGGCUUUGGCCCUCAGAGAAGUGAGAGCAUCAACCUCUCUGUCAUUGUUCCAGUAUCUCGCCCUGUUCUCACGCUCAGGGCUCCCAGGGUCCAGGCUGUGGUGGGGGACGUGGUGGAGCUUCACUGUGAGGCCCAGAGAGGCUCUCCCCCGAUCCUGUACCAGUUUUAUCACGAGGAUGUCACCCUCGGGAGCAGCUCAAGUCCCUCUGGAGGGGGUGCUUCCUUCAACCUCAUUCUGAAGGCAGAGCAUUCUGGGAACUACUUCUGUGAGGCCAACAAUGGCCAGGGGGUCCAGCGCAGUCACAUGGUGCCACUCAGUGUCAGAGUUCCAGUGUCUCAUCCUGUCCUCACCCUCAGGACUCCCAGGGUCCAGGCUGUGGUGGGGGAUGUACUGGAAAUUCACUGUGAAUCCCAGAGAGGCUCUCCCCCCAUCCAGUACCAGUUUUAUCAUGAAGAUGUCGCCCUGGGGAAUAGCUCAAGCCUCUCUGGAGGAGGAACAUCCUUCCACCUCUCCCUGACCACAGAACAUUCUGGAAACUACUCCUGUGAAGCUGACAAUGGCUUGGGGGUCCAGCGUAGUGAGGCAGUGUCACUCAAUGUCAGAGUUCCAGUGUCUCGCCCUGUCCUCACCCUCAGGACCGUCAGGACCCAGGUUGUGGUGGGAGAUGUAUUAGAACUUCGCUGUGAGGCCCAGAGAGGCUCUCCCCCGAUCCUGUACUGGUUUUAUCACAAUAAUGUCACCCUGGAGACCAGCACGUCUCACUCUGGACAAGGAGUGUCCUUAAACCUGUUGCUGACUGCAGAUCAUUCUGGGACCUACUCCUGUAAGGCUGACAAUGGCCUGGGUCCCCAGCACAGUGAGGCAGUGACACUUUCUGUCAUGGGGCUGACAGGGAGCAAAAGCAGCCUUAUUGCCACCAGUGUCACCGGGGGGCUGCUCAGCAUGAUGGCCAUUGCUGCCGUGGCAGUGCUGUUCUACUGCUGGCUCCUGAGAAAAGCAGGAAGGAAGCCUACAUUUGAUUCCUCCAGGAAUCCUUCAGCCCCAGAUCCCCAAGAGUCCACCUACCACAAUGUACCAGGCUGGAUAGAACUGCAACCAGUAUACAGCAAUGUAAAUCCUAACAGAGGAGAAGUGGUGUACUCGGAAGUCUGGAGUGUGAAAAAGGAGAACAAAGUCACAGCGGCCUCUGAACCAGAGCUUUUCAAGAACACGGAUUCCUGUGUCAUCUACUCCCAGGUGAAGGGCGCUUCCACCGCAGCCUCUAAGCCCCAGUUCUUGGAUCCAUUCACUCCUCACAGAUGAGUCCACACAACUCCAGAUUGUGUGGGAAGAUUUAAGCCACCCCAGGCCACACCCAGCAGCCAGGGCCCCAAGUGCCCACACCUUCGUCUGAACAAAACACGGGGCCCCAAGGGACUCCUGUCUACUUCCAAAUUGACAGCCUUGCCACGCAUCCCAAGCAGCAUAUUGUUCCCAACCCAGGGCCCAUGAUGUUGCCUGGCUUCCUUAUUGUGCUUGAGCUUCACACAUAUCCCCACUACUCCUCCAUGAGGACGACACCUGAGCUCUGCCAUGAAUACAACCUGCCCUCAGUCAAUGCUUUUCUCAGUUGCCAUCAGUCUGGUAUGGCUAUGGUGGGCUCUGCCAAAUGGGAUAGCACACACCCAUGGAGAUGUGUACACUGGGUUUGUUAUAGACCUCUCCAUGGUGGGACUGCAUUCCAUACUCACCUGUCUGUCUGAAACUCUAAGCUCAGCAUCUGGCACCAGGAUAACUUCUCUCCUGCACAUGUAACAAUAUCUACCUGUCCAAGUAAGUGGAUUUCGCACACUAGGACCUCGAUCCUUCCCAUCCUGCCAGAAGGAACCCGGCACAGUCAUGGCCAGGAGGACCAGAGAUGCAGAUAGGAUACACAUUGAAAUAUAGGAAUGAAUGGAUAUUCAUAGAAAUAUUUGAAUGAAUGAAUGAACAAAUGAGGAAGAUAUUAUGGAUCAUUAUGAUGUAUUCUUACCCUCAAACUGGCAUCUGAUACAGUGUGCUUCCUAGGAAAUCCAAGAAAUAGGAAAUAAAUUCAGAGAAGGAGUUUGGGUGAGGAGAAAUCUGUUCAGAAAGCAAGAAGGCUUCUCAAACUUCAAAGUGCUUAUGGGUCACCUGGGGAUCGCAUAUUCACAGAUUCUUUUUUUUUUUUUUCACAGAUUCUUAUUCACAUUUACAGAUUCUUAUUCAUAUUCACAGAUUAUUAUUCAGUGGGCCUGGGUGGAGGCUAAGACCCUGUAUCUAUAACAAGCUCCCAUGUAAUGUUGAUGCUUACUGAUCCUACGAGUCUACUAAUCCCGGGAGCCUACCAAGUACCCAGACCCUGUAGGUUUUGGCAGAGGUUCAUGGAGAAGCAGUGAGGGCUCUGUCUGUCUAUUGCCCAACUCCAUGGGGGCCACUGAUACAGCUCACAUGAUUCCUGCACUGUUCUUCCACCAGAACACCAUCAGCUGUUAUUACUAAAAGAACUUCUCUUCUACACGCUGGGAUGCAUCAGUCACCCUGGGUCCAGGAAAAAGUAACUGUCACUAUCUUUGUUUCCUCACCUUGGGCCUCAUAUUUUUCCCAUAAAGGGAUUGAAUACACUGUGAAUAAAUACACCCCUUAGUUUUCUCCA
This is a messenger RNA of Cervus elaphus (red deer), 4925 nucleotides long. It is a transcript of the gene FCRL5, whose product is annotated as Fc receptor like 5. The record is from RefSeq and is a predicted model, not a curated record. The coding region runs from base 104 to 3574 and encodes 1156 amino acids. Gene Ontology annotation, molecular function: transmembrane signaling receptor activity. The transcript has 19 exons. NCBI's taxonomy places the organism in Eukaryota, Metazoa, Chordata, Mammalia, Artiodactyla, Cervidae. Gene Ontology annotation, biological process: cell surface receptor signaling pathway.